Messenger RNA from Hansenula ciferrii, 930 nucleotides. RefSeq lists its product as uncharacterized. The record is from RefSeq and is a predicted model, not a curated record. Gene Ontology annotation, biological process: mitochondrial translational elongation. Gene Ontology annotation, cellular component: mitochondrion. NCBI's taxonomy places the organism in Eukaryota, Fungi, Ascomycota, Saccharomycetes, Phaffomycetales, Wickerhamomycetaceae. Gene Ontology annotation, molecular function: GTP binding; GTPase activity; translation elongation factor activity. The transcript has a single exon. The coding region runs from base 1 to 930 and encodes 309 amino acids.
AUGAUUACUGGUGCUGCUCAAAUGGAUGGUGCUAUUAUUGUUGUUGCUGCUUCUGAUGGUCAAAUGCCUCAAACCAGAGAACAUUUAUUAUUAGCUAGACAAGUUGGUGUUCAACAUUUAGUUGUUUUUGUCAACAAAGUUGAUACUAUUGAUGAUCCAGAAAUGUUAGAAUUAGUUGAAAUGGAAAUGAGAGAAUUAUUAUCUACUUAUGGUUUUGAUGGUGAUAAUGUUCCAGUUAUUAUGGGUUCUGCUUUAUGUGCUUUAGAAGGUCGUGAAGAAGAAAUUGGUAACAAAGCUAUUGAUAAAUUAUUAGCUGCUGUUGAUGAAUAUAUCCCAACUCCACAAAGAGAUUUAGAAAAACCAUUCUUAAUGGGUAUUGAAGAUGUUUUCUCAAUUUCAGGUAGAGGUACUGUUACUACUGGUCGUGUUGAACGUGGUAACUUGAAGAAAGGUGAUGAAGUUGAAAUUGUUGGUCUUAACAAAACUCCAUUAAAAACUACUGUUACUGGUAUUGAAAUGUUCAAAAAAGAAUUAGAUCAAGCUAUGGCUGGUGAUAACUGUGGUAUCUUAUUACGUGGUAUUAAAAGAGAUGAAAUUAAAAGAGGUAUGGUUAUCGCUAAAGCUGGUACCGUUUCUGCUCACAAAAAAUUCUUAGCUUCAUUAUAUAUCUUGACUAAAGAAGAAGGUGGUCGUCAUUCAGGUUUCGGUCAAAACUACAGACCUCAAUUAUUCAUCAGAACUGGUGAUGUUACUGUUACCUUAAACUUCCCAGAAGGUGCCGAUGUUUCUCAACAAGUCUUACCAGGUGACAACAUUGAAAUGGAAUGUGAAUUAGUUCACCCAACUGCUUUAGAAGCUGGUCAACGUUUCAACAUUAGAGAAGGUGGUAGAACCGUUGGUACUGGUUUAAUUACUCGUAUCAUUGAAUAA